AUGGCUGGCGCUUGGCUUCCCCUGGUCUGGGCGGGUGUCUUGGUGUGGGGACUAGGAGUGAUGGUGGCGGUGGGACAAGAUGUCAACGCUGACACACCGGAUAGCUUGUCAGAGGCUGCUGGUGAGGAGCGGGUCCCGCUCCCUGACGCUGCCAAGUACUGCAUCAUUGGUGCCGGACCGGCCGGUCUUCAGCUGGGCUACUACAUGCAAAAGGCCAACCGCGACUACGUCAUUCUCGACCGUGCCCCGCGCCCAGGGAGCUUCUUUGAGCAUCACCCGAUCCACCGCAAGCUCAUCUCGAUCAACAAGCGCUACACGGGCAAGACCAACCGUGACUACAAUCUACGCCAUGACUGGAACUCGCUGCUAACCGAUGACGAGGCCAUGCCCAUGUUCACCAACUACACACCCGACUUUUGGCCCUCAGCCGAUGUUUAUACGCAGUACUUGCGGGACUUUGCCUUGACCUACAAUCUCAACAUCGCCUAUAACACCAACGUCGAUGCCAUUGUUCCACUCAGUGAUGUGACAUGUCACGAGGAUAGCUGCGACGCCCGCCGAGCACACUACGCUCUGCUUACCACGGACAAUCCUCCGCUGCACUGCGAGGUCGUCGUCAUGGCCACAGGCAUGUAUCAACCCUAUGUCCCCGAUGGUGUCAAUGCCACAGAUUACACCCCUUGCGGUGAAGCAUCGAUUGACCCGGAACACUAUGCGGGAAAAAACGUCAUGAUUCUUGGCAAGGGCAAUUCCGCCCUCGAGGUUGGCACCACAGCCUCUGAGCGCGCCAACUACGUCCACUUUCUCUCUCGUACUCGUAUCCGGCUGGCUUGGCAAACGCACUACGUUGGUGACAUUCGUGCCGUCAACGGCCUGCUGCUCGACAUGUACCAACUCAAGUCCCAGGAUGGCUUUAUGGAGGCCGACGCCCGCCGCACAAAACUUCAAAAGUGUGAUGACGGCAAAUUCCGUCAGUUCCGCAAUGGCGUGCCCCUCUAUGGCAAAGGUGCCAUACGCCACCCCUACGAUGAGGUGAUCAACUGCAUGGGGUAUCGCUUUGAUGCCGAUCCUCUGAUCGCCGGUGGCAUUCAGCCCAACUUCACCACGACAGCUCGCAAGUAUCUCUCCCUUGAUGACUGGUACCAGGCUGAUACUGCCAAACAUCUUUAUGUUGCUGGCACGGCCGCGCACAGUCGUGAUUAUCGCAAGUCCUCGGGUGGCUUUAUCCAUGGUUUCCGCUAUCUGACGCGAACCCUGUACCAUCUUCUGAUGGAGCGGUAUGAAGCCACACCGCUCCCGUACACUGAAAUGCACUACUGUGAUGUGAUGGACAAGAUUGUGGAUCGCAUCAACCACGCAUCUAGCAUAUACCAGAUGUUCCAUGUUUUGGGCGAUGUUAUCGUGAUUGAUCCUGAGACAUGGAUGCUCCAGUACUAUGAGGAUAUGCCGGUUUCACAAGUCGCCACGCGGUUUGCCGACAAGUUUACCCUUACGGUCACACUCGAGUACAAGGAAGACUUUAGUUGUCCUGGUUGCGACACGGUUCGCAAGGGCCGUGCGACGGGCGGAUUCGAGAAUGCGCACAAAAGCAACUUUUUGCACCCUGUGAUUCGGCUGAACCGACCCGGGUUUCACUACGCCAAAAAGUUGCGCGAGUUCCACUUGGUGGAGGACUUUUGGACCGAGUUCAACACGAUGCGCAACCACCUUCACCCCCUGGCCACGCACUUGGGCCGACUAGUACCCAUGGCCAUCCGCGAGUGCACGACAUGGAAAGAGGCAUUGGAAUACAAGCCCAAGGGCCGGUCCAAGACUGGAGGCGUUUCCGGCAUUCGUGCGCUCGAACAGCUCAUUGAUCCUUCCGAGGGCAGCAACUCAAAGAAGAAAGCAAUCGUGGAUGAGACGCUGCUUGUGGACGAGGAGGAGUAG
Molecule: messenger RNA, 1929 nt
Organism: Monosiga brevicollis MX1
Lineage: Eukaryota; Choanoflagellata; Craspedida; Salpingoecidae
Exons: 10
Coding region: 1-1929 (642 amino acids)
Molecular function (GO): monooxygenase activity; flavin adenine dinucleotide binding
Source: RefSeq, a predicted model, not a curated record